AAAAUUUAUAAACAGAGAUUAAAAAAAAUAGAUACAAGACUAAAGAACAACCAAAAAACAAUCAAACGCUGGACAAUAUCGAAUGAAUUUAUACAAAUUAAAGAACAAACAUAAAACAUACACAACACACAUGAAUUAGAUUUAAGUAAUUGAGUUUCCUUUCAUCAAAAAAGAUCGAUCUCCAUCAAAUCUAUGAAUCUCAUCACUGUAUAUGUUAUUAUAUGUAUCGCUAAAACACACCAAAAGAAUCGGUGUCACGACAAAUAGACGAGAAGAUGAUAAGAUGAAAAAACCCUCAUGAAUAUUCAAUGGGCAAGUUUCUAAUAUUUGAUAUUUUUAUUGUGAGGAUGUGAUUUUUCCAUCCAAUUACCUGUUACAAUUUUGGACUGAAUGUAAAACGCUCCGUUUAAUUAAUGUUGACCAGCUGUGACUAACUGGAGCUCUCUUUUAACUCAACCUCACAUCUAACCAGAGUUGACGAUUUCCCCAGAGCUCAAUCGCGAAGCUUCAACAGAUCAGAAGCUCACAAGUCACAAACCAACCAUCACAAAUCAACCAUGGAGGAGGAUUCUUAUCAGUUUCUCUUUGAUAGAAACAACCCUUUACCUUGUAAGAAGAAGGCCUUAUCUUGGGAAAAAAUCAGACCAAAGAGUGAGGAUAAAUAGUAUGGCAAGUCAUUGUGGCUUAAGGCUAGUGUUGCCGAUACUCCGGUUGGAUUUCAAACAGAUUGCCUGAAGGUCAUCUGCUAUCUUCUAGUGAUCUCUUAAUUCUUUAGGGAAGGAAGCAUACCUUUCGACGAAGUGCUUCUUCUUCAUGGAAUCAAUUUUGAGGAUAAAUGAGUCAAUCAGAUCUUCAGCUGUCGUAAGCAGCAUUCUCGAUAUCAGACACCCAGUUACGAUUUACGAACUCUCUCAUCAUCAUCUUGCAUAACUGAUCAAGAACAUCGGCAAGCAUUUUCAGAAUGAAGGAAACAGCGGCUUCUGCCAUGUUAUGUUAUGCUUUAUCUUCACACUGUUGGGGAAUUCAACCGGAUGCAAGCUGGGUGUUUCUUCUUUCUACUACUGGGGGCAGCAAGGCAGUCUGUUUGUUGAACCCGGCACGGGACAACCUGUUUGUAGAAAUUCCUCCGGUCUGAUUUGCAAAAUACAGACAUCCCUUCUGAGUUGCUACUACUCCAGUCUCCCGAUCCAAGCAGAGAAAAUUGGGUUCUCAAUUCCUAUUGCUGCGGAACAAGGUCACCGCAUGACAACAAUGGGAAACUCCCACUCUAAUAGUUAUACGUCCAAGACCAGUAUGCAUCGUUGCUUGCUUUAACGGUGGCCCAAAAAAGCGAAGGUAUUGACUUAAGUAGAUUUCUCACUUUCUCAGUUAUUUCUGGCAUUAAACAUUACGCGGUUGGGCUCGGUUUCCACUGCCUUUCCUCUUCAGCUUCUUUGUUCUUUUCUUGACACCUGCAUAGUGUGAACGGAGCUGACAUAGAUGCCAAAAACCUGUAUUUGACUCUAGCAACAUGGUUGUCCAUUAAUCACCAUUAGUUUUGUUGGUUAAAUAUACUGUAAAUUCUCGAUAGGCUCUGCAUUCAUUGGUCCUCUAAACAUACUCAUGAAGCCCAUCUGUUUUCUUAUUUUUGGAUUGUUUUUGCACAUUUUCGUGGCUUGCUUAGCAGUGGAUGGAAGCAAUUUCACCAGUGAUGAGUCUGCUCUGCUAGCCUUGAAAUCCCAUAUCACCAACCGCAAUCCUCAUAUCCUGACAAACAACUGGUCCACCUCUGCCUCAGUGUGCAGCUGGAUUGGUGUCACUUGUGGUUCCCGUGACCAUAGAGUCACAGAACUGAAUCUCUCUUACAUGGGUCUUGAAGGCACCAUUCCUCCUGAUAUUGGGAAGCUUUCGUUCCUUGCUUUAAUUUCCAUUAGAAACAACAGCUUUUAUGGUACUCUACCUAUUGAGUUUGGAAGUUUACGUCGCUUGACAUAUGUGGAUUUUGAAUUCAACUCCUUCGGUGGAUUGAUUCCAUCAUGCUUUGGAUACUUACUGGGUCUCCGUAGCUUGUUGCUGCAAGGUAAUCAGUUCAUGGGUACUAUCCCUUCGUCAUUACUUAGCCUGUCGUCAUUGCAAACAAUUGAUCUCAGUUAUAAUGAGCUGACGGGAUCCAUACCCUUCAAUUUAUCUGAUGCUUCUUCACUGAGAGUUAUUGAUCUUGGGUUUAAUAGACUAUCUGGUAGAUUACCAGUGGAUAUGUUCAAUCACCUUCCAAGUUUGCAAGAAUUUUCUUUGCCUGGGAAUCAAUUGCAAGGUCCAAUCCCUGGUGGUUUAUUCAAGUGCAGGCAACUACAAGUUCUGUCCUUGUCUUUCAAUAAUUUAUCUGGGAAUGUACCAAGAGAAAUUGGGAACUUAACCAUGCUCAAGAAGUUGUCUCUUGCACGUAACAACUUUGAAGGAAGCAUACCAACCAGUAUUGGAAACUGUAGAUUGCUCAAGGAAAUAGAUCUCAGUGAAAACAAAUUGACGGGUGCAAUACCACUUGAGAUUGGUAACCUUUCCAAUCUAGAGAGGCUGAAAAUGGACAGUAACUCUUUGUUCGGCGUUAUUCCAUCUAUGAUCUUCAAUAUUUCUAAAAUGGAAGCUAUCAUGCUACAUGCCAACCACUUUUCAGGCAAUCUUCCAUCAACAUUUGGCUUCUUCCUUCCAAAUCUUUCGGAGCUUCAGCUUGGGGAAAAUAAACUCGAGGGAGUAAUCCCCAGCUCGAUCGCAAAUGCUUCCAAGCUUGUUCUCUUGGACUUAUCUGAUAAUUCAUUUUCUGGCGUAAUUCCUGGUGCACUUGGCAGUCUUGAGCACCUCCAAGUGCUUAAUCUCGCCAAUAACAACUUGACUAGCGAAUCUUCGAGUCCAGAAUCAAGCUCUGUCUUCUCAUUAACAAAAUGGAAGUAUUUGAGAAAAUUGAUACUAUCAGGUAAUCCCCUUGAUAAUCUCCUUUCAGUUCUGGUGAUCACAAACUUUUCUGCAUCUCUUGAAUACUUUUUGGCGAGUAAUUGCAACAUUAGAGGUACAAUUCCUGGAGAGAUUGGCAACUUUAGCAGCUUGAUAGCCUUAAACUUGGGAAGCAAUGAAUUGACUGGAGCAAUUCCAGAUACACUUGGAAGAUUACAGAAGCUCCAAGACUUGAAUCUCCAUGGCAACAAUUUGCAGGGAACCAUCUCAUACAGUCUUUGUCAUCUCGACAACUUGGCAUACUUGUCCUUGGGUGGUAAUAACCUUUCUGGAUCAGUACCUGAAUGCUUCGGCAAUCUUACAAGUCUGAGAAAUCUCAACAUAAGCUCCAACAGAUUAAUUUCCAGAAUACCCAUGACAUUGUGGACUCUUAAGGAUAUUUUAUUCAUGAACAUGUCAUGGAAUUCUUUGGAUGACUCUCUCCCGGAGGAUAUUGGAAACCUGAAAGUUGUGACUCAGAUCGAUUUAUCGGGCAAUAAGUUAUCUGGUCAUAUUCCAGAAAGCAUCACACGGCUCCAAAAUCUAGUUCUUCUCUCCUUGGCCAAGAAUGAAUUACAAGGCCCUAUUCCUGAAUCAUUUAAUGGUUCAGUAAGCUUGGAAUUCUUGGAUCUAUCUUUUAACAAUCUCUCUGGGGAAAUUCCCAAUUCCAUGCAGGUCCUAACAUAUCUCAAACAUUUUAAUGUCUCUUACAAUGGACUACAAGGAGAAAUUCCCGAUCAAGGACCUUUUGCGAACUACUCACCUCAAUCAUUCUUGAAAAACAGUGGACUUUGUGGUGCUCCGAGAUUUGAAGUCACAGGAUGCAGAUUGAGCAAUCUUCCAAGGUCAAGGAAAGAUGUUAUUCUGCCACUAUAAAUUAUUUUACCAAUAAUUGCAGUCUUGUCAAUGGCACUUUCUGUCAAAUAUAUCAGGAGAUGCCUCCAAAGGCAUGAUAGGACCAAAACAGAAUCAAAUUUGAAAAGUUUCGAUCAAAUACAUUGGAGAAGAUUCUCAUACCGAGAUCUUGUGCAAGCCACUGAUGGAUUUAGUGAAAGUAACCUCCUCGGCAUCGGGAGCUUCGGUAGAGUUUACAAAGGAAUAGAUCACUACGGGAUGGAUUUUGCAGUCAAAGUGUUCGACGUGGAACUAGAAAGAGGAAUAAGGAGUUUUGAGGUGGAAUGCCAAGUAAUGCGCUAUUGUUCUUUUCACCGAAAUGUUGUCAAAGUCAUCAGCAUCUGUUCCAACCUUGAUUUCAAGGCUUUGGUCCUCGAGUACUUGCCCAAUGGGACACUUGAGAAGUGGCUGCAUACUCACAAUUAUAAUCUAGAUAUCCUUCAAAGACUUAACCUGAUGAUAGAUGUAGCGCGAGGACUGGAGUAUCUCCAUUUCCACUGCGCGAAACCUGUCGUUCACUGUGAUUUGAAGCCCGGAAAUGUCUUGCUGGAUGAAGAUAUGCUUGCACGUAUAAGUGACUUUGGUCUAGCCAAGUCCUUGAGUGAUGGUGAUGUUAUGCAAGAGACCACCACCCUAGGCACUCUCGGGUAUAUUGCACCAGAAUACGGAUCCAACGGACUUGUUUCAACCAAGAGCGAUGUGUAUAGCUUUGGGAUCAUGAUGAUGGAAACUUUCACUGGAAAAAGGCCCAUUGAUGAAAUGUUUGCCGGAGAAGUCGACUUGCGGUGGUGGGUAAAGGAAUCAAUAUUGCUUGAUGCAAUAGACAGAGUUGCAGAUGCUAAUUUGCUGCGAGUCGGGGAUGAAUUAUUUGAGUCUGCGACGAAAACUUGUAUCAAAUCCAUUUUCAAUUUGGCACUCAUUUGUUCUGCAAAGUCAGCUAUCCACAGAUUGGAUAUGAAGCAGGUGUUAACUGGAUUAGAAAGAACCAAAGCAGCCUUUUUGAAGGAUAUUGAAAUAGAUUAAAACUUCCUUUUAGGCUAUCCCUUAUUUGGGUAGUUAACUUGUAGAUAAGUGAUGGAUCGGAUUGCUUAAUGAAUUUUUAGACUAAUAUACCUUUUUUUCAGUAGUCUUUCGGA
Molecule: messenger RNA, 4997 nt
Organism: Tripterygium wilfordii
Lineage: Eukaryota; Viridiplantae; Streptophyta; Magnoliopsida; Celastrales; Celastraceae
Product: LRR receptor-like serine/threonine-protein kinase FLS2
Exons: 5
Coding region: 1603-3843 (746 amino acids)
Molecular function (GO): protein binding
Source: RefSeq, a predicted model, not a curated record